Molecule: messenger RNA, 1982 nt
Organism: Alternaria alternata
Lineage: Eukaryota; Fungi; Ascomycota; Dothideomycetes; Pleosporales; Pleosporaceae
Exons: 1
Coding region: 383-1765 (460 amino acids)
Source: RefSeq, a predicted model, not a curated record
ACGGCCGUCUCACCUUCACCGCCGGACAUGUCGUCUGGUCCCUGAGACCGGUAGAUUGGUAGGCAUGUGCCUAGUUCCGGCGUGCCAAGCGUGUUGCGUGCCACUGUCAUGCCUGUUAGAAACGGCCGCCGGAUGACAUGUCGUGCAUCGGCAGACGCAUUGAUAAGGGGAUGCGGUGGCCGCGCGAGGCGGCGUCGAAUUUGCAACGACUAUGUGGCAGCUUUUGGACGUGUUCUUUGACUAAUCUUGUUCUUCGUCACAUGCUGGCACAUUCAGUUUAUAGUUGUAGUUCAUAAGGGGUCUCUGGCGCUGGUACCUGGAUUCAGCCUCAUUUCGCUAUCUCGCAUCUUCAGUCAGACAGUAGAAAAUCUGAGUCGCCAUCAUGGGUAUCUUUCGCCGGUCCAUGAGCUCUAGCUCUGCACAGUCAUCGCGUCCAUCGACCAUCGACUCAUCUGCGUCCGACACCGCAAGUUCAAGAACGAGCAUGGAUUCUACUUUCGAGGAGCACGACGUCGUAGAUUCCAUGGCCACAAUCAAGCAGCUACCAACACCGGCGCGGAAGACUCCGAUCCUCAGUCUCCCACUCGAACUCAUUCAACAAGUCAAUACCUACCUCGACACUUCCUCGGCAGCAGCCUUCUGCCUUUCAAGUCGGUACGUCUACUACGCUCUCGGCACUGAAGUCCUUUCUCGCCAUGUCGAGGGGAGCAAGAACCGCUUCGAGAAGAGAAAGACUAUCGAGGCAGUAGUAGAGCGCGCCUUUCCCGGCCAUUGGUUUUGCGCCUGGUGUGAUAGAUUCCAUGCCUGGAGCGCUGAAGACGGACCAAAGAGCCAGCAUCCAGGGGGUAAAAGAGACUGUGCAGACUUCAAUAGCUACUUGGACGCCGGGAACGGGUACAAGCUACGAUAUCACCAUGUCCGACUUGCCAUCAAUCGCGCAUCGUGGGGAGACGAGCACGGUAUUCCCCUUUCCGCGUUCACUUACGAGAAGAAAGAAAUGGCGCGAAUCUCUAGAACGCCGGUUCCCACUAAGCUCAGUCUCUCAGCCAGGAUAGUUCAAGGCCAUUUUCUCUUACACAGUUCCUACGCAAUCAUUCUGCCCGCUUUCACAACGAGAAAUCGCAACCUCUUGAAGUCGCUCUGGCCUCUCCUCCCACAUAUCGUCACAGGCCAUCGCGAUACACCAAACGGCCAUACCGGUCUCAUGGCCGCCAUCGAUAAUGUGAUCCGCCGAGGCUGGAAGUACCAGUUUACACAGAACUGCUCGACCUGUGCGACGGAUUGGAGUGUGACUACCCAGGACUUCUCACAUGCUACUGGUGGACAGGUCAGACUAGUGGUGCAGAGUUGGCGGGACUUGGGCACGGGUAGAACUCCAUUCGAGACGGGAUGGAGGUCGCACGGGGUAGGGAGUGGUGAUGACAGCGGGGCUAACACUUGUCUCGUGAGACUUACCAGCCUACCUGCGGGGUCCGUCAGACGCGCGUUCGAGGCUGCGUGUAUAGACCAUAUAUCAGACGAGGCUGACGUCGCUGAUGUGGCUGCGAAGAACCCAUCCAAGUCGCGUAUCUAUCGGUCGUUCAUGAAGAGAACCAUGUCGGAAGAAGACGAUAGUGCAAUUAGACGGUCCAGUGCAAGACCGCGCUAUUGGCGUACGCGAGAAGAGAACGAAGAGGUGGCGCGGAAGUACGAGGAGGAUAGACGAGAUGUGGCGAGGAAUGUUGCUGAAGAGCUGGUCCGCCUCGACGCUCAGCGUGGGAGAUGAUUGGUUUAGAUAUCCAAACAUAUUCUUUUACCUAUUUAGAUGCUGCGCUUCAGUCACUGACAUGACUGGAUGUGCUGCAAUUGGAUUAUUCGCCACUGCACAGCCUCCGUAUAGUAUGUGCCAUGGUAUUUCAAAGGUUUCAUGUCGGAGAAUAUGGACUUAGAACAAGCGGGCCUACUGCCUUUUGUACAACUUGGUAAUGUGCACUCGAAAAUCG